GAUGCCGGGAACUCCCCGGAACUUUUCUGCCCGGAACGGUUCCGCCGCGCUCGCGGUUCCCGCGCCGGAAGGGCCGGGAGGGCUCCCAAGAUGGCGGCGCCCACGCGGUUGUGUCACGUCUGGGUGGGGGCCGAGACCGGAGCCCUUAAAGGGGUGAACCUGCUGCGCAAAGAGGCCUCGAACCACGCGGGGGGGGAGGGGCUGAGCCGGGCCCGGGGGGUCGCGGCGCUGACCUGGGGGGACCCCGCCCAGAGCGAGGUGCUCGUGGGGGCCCUGGAUCGCUCCGUGAGCGUUUUCAGCACCGAGAAGGGAAAAUUCACCGGGGGGCGGCUCUGCCCGGGGGGGGGCGGCGCCUUCUGCGGCCUGGGGGUGCUCGGCAGCUCGGUGGUGACCGCGGUGGAGUCGGGGCUGGUUCGGGUCUGGGGGGAGCAGGAGGCUGAGGAGCCCCUGCAGGAGCUGCAGGCAGGGCCGGGGCUGUGCCGGAUGCGCCAGGACCCGACGCGGCCUCACCUGGUGGGGACGGGGGGGAAGGAGAACGGGCUCAAGGUUUGGGACCUGCAGCGGCCCCAGGAGCCCCUGUUCCGUGCCAAGAACGUGAGGAAUGAUUGGCUGGAUUUGCGCGUCCCGGUCUGGGACCGGGACCUGCAGUUCCUGCCCGGCUCCCAACGGAUCGUCACCUGCACGGGGCACGGCCAGGUGCGUCUCUACGACCCCUCCUCGCCCCGGCGCCGCCCGGUGCUCGAUGCCACCUUCGGGGAGGCGCCGCUGACGGCGCUGGCACUGCCCAACGGGGACACCUCGGUGGUCGUGGGCAGCGCCCGGGGGGACGUGGCCGUGAUCGACCUGCGCAAAGGGCGGGUGCUGCGGGCACUGAAGGGGUUUGCGGGGGGGGUCCGGGGGCUGCAGUGCCACCCCCGCCUGCCCCUGGUGGCCUCCGUGGGCCUCGAUCGCUUCCUGCGCCUGCACGGCCUGGACGGGCGGCUGCGGCACAAGGUGUACCUGAAGUCGCGCCUCACCUGCCUCCUGCUGAACACACACCUGGACUGGGAGGCCCAGGAGGAGCCCCCUCCCCAAAAAGGGGUGAAGGAUGAGGAGGGGGACGAGCUGUGGGACGCUCUGGAGUCCAUCUCCACCCCCAGGAAGGGCAAGAAAAGGAAAAUUUCGGGGCUUUGAGGGGUCCCGGGACCCCCCCAAGACCCCCGCCCCCUCCCCCGCUGUAUAUAACGUCCAAAAUGUGGGAAAUAAACGGAAUUUUGGAGUUUUUGGAGAAAAAAUCGGAAUUUUGUGGGGAAUUGGGGCUGGGGGGUGCUGGGAUGGGUGGGGAGAGACCACAAAGGAAUUUUGGAAUUUUAACUCCGCCCCUCAAGGGGUUUAGCCCCGCCCCCAGGGGCUAAUUAAUUUUCCUAAUUAGCACCUCAAUAAUUAGCAGGAUUCCAUCUGGUUUUGAUGGGAUGGGGGUGAUUAAUUAAGCGCGGGUGGCUCAUUAAACACGGGCACGCCACAGCACCGCGGCCGAUAUCGCGAUAUCAUCGCGAUCUGACCCAACUGCAGGAGUUUUGGGUCUCUUUGCGGACGCGUUAAGGUCCCCAUUGGGCGUGCGCCGUUCCCAGAGGUGCUGCAAUAGCAGGAUGAUGGGGUUGAUAUCGCGAUAUAAUCACGAUAUAACCCAAUUUUUAUCUGCUUUUCACCGUUUGAUGUCCCCCGGUGGGGGUGCACCGUUCCCGGAGGCACUGCAAUACCGGGACGAUGGGGCUGCUAUCACGAUC
This is a messenger RNA of Vidua chalybeata, 1766 nucleotides long. It is a transcript of the gene WDR74, whose product is annotated as WD repeat domain 74. The transcript has 11 exons. Gene Ontology annotation, biological process: ribosomal large subunit biogenesis. Gene Ontology annotation, cellular component: nucleolus; preribosome, large subunit precursor. The record is from RefSeq and is a predicted model, not a curated record. Lineage: Eukaryota; Metazoa; Chordata; Aves; Passeriformes; Viduidae. The coding region runs from base 91 to 1173 and encodes 360 amino acids. Gene Ontology annotation, molecular function: protein binding.